AAUAUAAAAUUGCUGCGCUUAAUUAUUGAACACCCGCAUAAAACCGAACCUUUACAACCACUUUACAACCACUUUCAUAAUGUCCUCGCGUCCCAAACGCGCAGCCAGCGCCAACAUGGCCAAUGUGAUCGCUGCAGAGAAGGCGAACAAAGCCGCCGCAUUGCACGCGUGGCCCAAGAUGUGGGCCACCAAGCUGGAGGCGCAGCUGCAGCUCAUGUUCAUGCCCACCAGGCUGCACCGCCGCCCGCUGCACCAGGGGACUUGCCGCAACUACAGUACCGCCCCGGGCAUCACCGGCGUCAUUGAGCUGACGUCGGCGUUCUACCGCAUGUACCCCAACGCCACCUUCGUGUUCAACAAGGAGACGGCGGCGAAGGGCACCUACCGCGGCGAGGAGGAGACGGCGGCCAGCUGGUGGCUGAAGCACGUGGGGUGAGUGGAGCGUGCGCUGCCUUCCCAUGGGCGUAAAAUUGGGGGUGGGGGGCCCACAUGGGCCUCUGUCGGGGCUCGCCACAAGGAGCCCAGCAGAUCUAUCCCAUGGGGUCUACCCAGUGGGCCGCCAGUCUUGCGCUGGUGGGCGGGUUCAUCCCCGCAUAGGUCAAAAUUGGAGAUCUAUCUAUCACCGUUACGUUGCCGGCCCGAGGUAUCGAGGUAAUUCCGCCUUGCUUGAGAGUGAUGCAAUAACAGCUGGGGAUC
Messenger RNA from Chlamydomonas reinhardtii, 696 nucleotides. RefSeq lists its product as uncharacterized. Lineage: Eukaryota; Viridiplantae; Chlorophyta; Chlorophyceae; Chlamydomonadales; Chlamydomonadaceae. The record is from RefSeq and is a predicted model, not a curated record. The transcript has a single exon. The coding region runs from base 80 to 436 and encodes 118 amino acids.